AUGUCUCAAGUUCAAAGUUCCGGAUUAGCAGAUCUUGAGAAAGAGCUGAUUUGUACCGAGCUUCUCUACCAACCCCUCACUCUUCUCGACUGCCUCCACACUUACUGCGGCUCCUGCGUGAAAGAAUGGUUCUCCGCACAAGGAUCGCGGCGUGCGCCCACCUCACCUCGAUUUACCUGUCCAUCUUGUCGCGCUGAAGUGCGCGACACGCGCCCGAAUGCCACCGUGACCACCCUGCUGGACAUGGUCCUAGGCGCGCACCCGGAUCGUGCCAGAUCGACCGAUGAAAAGGUGGAAAUCGCUACUCGAUACACUCAUGGCGAGUCAGUUUUUCCGGCAUUACCUGCGGACGGGGAAAGUGUGGAGAGGGAUCUUGAGGAGGAUAAUCGACUUUUGGACGAUGUGCGCCAGCUGAGUAUGCGUGAAAGUCGAGCUCGAGCACGUCGUGAGGCCCGUCGGACAGCGCAUUCUUCGCGGACGCGCGACCGGAGCAAUACCGAAAGAGCCGGGGAGGAAAGUCGCUCAAGCCGCCGAAGGGACGAUGAUACGAUACGACAGCAACGUACACUACGGCCUGAUGACUCGGACCGAACCCGGCGGGUCGAGCACCAAUCUAGCUUACGGUCAUUACUGAGUUUAUCAUCAGAUGUGGAAACUAUGGAGGAGGAGAUCUUGCGACAAAUUCUCGAGGACGGAUUACUGGACGACAUCAACCUCGAUAACUUGGGGCCGAGGCAAGAAGAGGAACUCAGUGAACGCAUAGCAGAUGCUUAUCGACGGAGGCAUAUGCAAAGAUCACAACCAAAUCAGCGACAAGAACAAAGACGAGAACAACGACAACAGCCUGAGGCAACGGCGCGCGCACAUGCGAGAUCAGAAUCCGCCCCAAGAGCCUCGGAACCGACAACAGCUCCUCGGGAACAGCCUGACAACAGACCACCAAUUUCCAGACCCCAUUUAUUCAAUUCAACCCCCACGCGACCGAGCAUUUUAGGCCAUCGAAGGCGCAACUCGGAGCAAGGAGGUGAACGCCGACGAACCUCGCCUGUCCGCACAAACCAGGCAUCUGUGUCAGAUGAAGCCAUCAGACCUGCUGCUCGAUCCUCAAGCGAUAUGACCUCCGAUCGGCGCAUUUCCCAGGCCGGGCGGGUACGAUCAGAAUCCUCCUCAGCUCGGCCGCGACGUGCCACGGAAUCAGAACAGAACGUUUCUAGCACGUGGAUGGCUGGGGGACGAGAGCGAAGCUCUUCCAGAAAUGUUACCAACCAGUCAGCCACCAAUUCCUCUGCAUCUGUUGCUACGGCCCCAAUUUCAUCCCGUCGUUCGACUCCCACGGACCAAAUUACUUCGUCCUUGUCUUCGCCCCUUGUCCCUGGCCGGUCAGACAGACGAACAAGAUCAUCUUCGGCCCGAUCGAAUGUCCCUUCCUCUGCCGCUGUACAUUAUCCCGAACCGUCAAUAUCCUGUGAUCGCUGCGGAAAUAGUAACAUCCAGUAUGAUCUACACAAAAAUUGCGCGAGUUGCAAAGACGGAGACUUCCACUUGUGCCUCCGGUGUUACCGCCUGGGACGUGGCUGUCUCCGGUGGAAUGGAUUUGGCGUAUCUGCACACGCGAGCUUCCAACGGAUCAUAUCUUCCUCCAAUCGCCGCCCUGCGCAAAUCAUUGACUCUGGUCAUGUCUUGAUGUGGCAGAAAUACCAACGUCCCUCAGAAACUGCCCAUCAAACGAUGAGUGGGGAAAGACAAAUGACUAGCGAUAAUCCUGUCCGCCGUUUAGAAAGCGGUCUUUUCUGCGAUAUGUGCCAUUCACCUACAAACGAUUGUUUUUGGAAAUGCAACAUGUGUAAUGAGGGAGAUUGGGGUUUCUGUAACUCCUGUGUUAACCAAGGACGGUGCUGCACCCACGCCUUAUUACCCAUUCGGCGCAUCGUUCAUACUCCACCUGCAUCAGCAUCAUCUACCACACCAGCAAUGGCUGAAUCGCUUCCCGCACCCUCCGUUAUCGAGAGCUUCAAAAUCCUCUCAUUCUCAACGAACUGCGACAUCUGCACCUACCCAAUCCCAGCCUCAAAUACUCGCUACCACUGCUCCGAAUGCAAUAGCGGCGACUAUGACGUCUGCACGAACUGUUAUCUCAAACUCGUGGCAACCGGCAAAAUUAGCAAAGAGAACGGUCACAACGGCUGGCGUCGCUGCGUUAAUGGCCACCGCAUGAUAACAGUCGGCUUUGAAGAUCACGAAGAAGGCCAGCGUCGCGUCAUUGUCCGCGAUCUUGUCGGCGGUCGCGCCUUGAAAGAUGAGCACGUAGCCCAAUCCCAGUACCCUACUUCCUCCCCAGCAACCGGCGGGCCAGUCGCCUCUCCAGAGCUAGGCACCGGCGACUGGAGCUGGAAGGAUGGCCCCGAACGCCGGAAGAAAGCAUCCCGUCUCCGCGGCGGUCCUAUUCCCUUGAAUAGUAACGGUGGAAGUAUUGUCUGUGCUCCCGACCCUUCAAGUCCAGCUGUUUCCGGGGUCACCGCUAGUCAGAUUCAGGGCAAUCUGCCCUUCCGUCGCUUCCCGCCUGAUGGGGGUGUCGGCCUUAUUGUCCGCGCUCUAUGGGCCUGGUACCCCGAAGAAGAGGUCGAGGACGAGCUAGUCUUUCCACGCGGCGCGCAGAUCAACGAGGCAGAGAAUAUCAACGAUGAUUGGUUCUGGGGAUGCUAUGCUGGCCGGACGGGACUGUUCCCUGGUUCGCAUGUCGAACUUGUAAGGGAGGUUGUUCAUAGGUAA
Penicillium paradoxum is the source of this 2769-nucleotide messenger RNA. RefSeq names its product SH3 domain protein. Gene Ontology annotation, biological process: mitotic cell cycle checkpoint signaling; ubiquitin-dependent protein catabolic process; protein ubiquitination. NCBI's taxonomy places the organism in Eukaryota, Fungi, Ascomycota, Eurotiomycetes, Eurotiales, Aspergillaceae. Gene Ontology annotation, molecular function: protein binding; ubiquitin-protein transferase activity; zinc ion binding. The record is from RefSeq and is a predicted model, not a curated record. Gene Ontology annotation, cellular component: nucleus. The transcript is spliced from 2 exons. The coding region runs from base 1 to 2769 and encodes 922 amino acids.